Messenger RNA from Triticum aestivum (bread wheat), 1349 nucleotides. RefSeq lists its product as uncharacterized. The record is from RefSeq and is a predicted model, not a curated record. The transcript has 3 exons. Lineage: Eukaryota; Viridiplantae; Streptophyta; Magnoliopsida; Poales; Poaceae. Bases 299 to 1111 code for a protein of 270 amino acids.
UGUGUUGAGGAAUCAGGGCAAAAGGAAACAAAUCAAGUUUUUUGGGGGGGAAACAAAUCAAGUUUUUUUUUUGGGAAACAAAUCAUGUGGGCCUCUGCAGGAGGCUGCGCUCAGGAGUGUGGGCUGGGCCCUCAAGCCCACUAUGCGAGCACGGCGACGGCGUCAGGCACCUUGAAAUACCCCGCCUUGGCGCCCGAACGUAACCGUCCCAACCAACAGCCUUCUCUCCUCCCCUUCUCCCCGUCGCCGGAGUGCCCACCAUCCCCACCCCACCUUCCCCGCGCGUCACCGGCGAAAGAUGGAGCUGUUCCAGGACGGCCACCAAGUGCGGCUGCGGAGCCGCGAGCGCGGCACGUACCUGCACGCCGACGACGACGGGCUUGGCGUCUCCCUCAGCCGGAGCCGCGCGUCGAUGAACUCAGCUUGGGCGGUGCACAUCUACCAGGGAGAAGGCAAUGCCCAGUACGUGCUCCUCCACAGCGCCGCCUACGGCCGCUACCUCGGCGCCGCGGACGCGCCGGCGCCGCGAGGCCACAGCGGGCGCCGCGUCGAGCAGUGCGAUUACGAGCCGUGGGAGGAGGUGGCCAUCAGGUGGCAGGCCGUCAGGACCGGCUUGGGGGACGAUAUCCUGCUCCGCCAGGUCGCCGGCCGCCUCCGCGCCAACGGGAGGUACCUCAGCGUCGACGCCUUCAACAGCGCCGGCCCGAUGAUGCACUGGGUCGUGGAGCGCAUCCCCGCCAGGGAGGACACGCCUCGCCUUGCAGCUCCGACUGGGCUCCGCCUCCCCAGAAGCCUCUCCUUCCUGUUGCCGUGGCGGGUGAUCCAGUACGAGCAGGCCGGCGCCGACGAGCCCAACGCCAACUUCGCCUGGGCCUCACUCGUAUUCAGGGGCAGAUCCGCGUUCCACCUGAGGAAGAAGCUGGCCCGCCGGCUGGAUGCCGCCAUGGACGCCUCCAACCUCGUCAUGUGCGUCCGAGCGGGUACGCACGGGCGGCCUACCCCACUGCUCGUCGAUCUGCCCCACAGCGACGAGACCCUCGACAUCAUCGUCGUCAUGGCCGGGACGCCAGCCCACGCAGUCCUGCGCUACCCGAAUGUCAAUGCAGAGUAGAGAAAGAUAAGAGCGGGAUUCCUGACCGUCGACCGUCCACCUCUUCAGAAGUGUCGCCGUCUCGGACACUAUGACAUGAGAAUUCAGAACUGCAUUUUUCAUUGAGAUAUAGGUUUAGGAAGCGCCUCUUGUGUCUGUUAGCAUAGAUAAACUUGAUUCAUUCUCCAGACAGGAGGAACCUGUCCCUUGUGGUUCUAAAUUUCAGAACCUGUGUGAAGAAAUUAUUGACAUUCGGGUC